Molecule: messenger RNA, 2523 nt
Organism: Poeciliopsis prolifica (blackstripe livebearer)
Lineage: Eukaryota; Metazoa; Chordata; Actinopteri; Cyprinodontiformes; Poeciliidae
Gene: gabrr3a
Product: gamma-aminobutyric acid type A receptor subunit rho3a
Exons: 9
Coding region: 393-1811 (472 amino acids)
Biological process (GO): regulation of membrane potential; monoatomic ion transmembrane transport; chemical synaptic transmission
Cellular component (GO): membrane; GABA-A receptor complex; synapse
Molecular function (GO): GABA-A receptor activity; extracellular ligand-gated monoatomic ion channel activity; neurotransmitter receptor activity
Source: RefSeq, a predicted model, not a curated record
GGAGGAAUUAAUGGUAUUCCUUUGUCAUUAUAGGAACAAAUUGAUAUUUGGUUUUAAAUCAGAGGGGUGGGGACAGCGGGGGAGUCGGAGCAACAUGUUGCGUUAGGACACAUAAGCAGAGGGAUGGCACUGUGACAGGCAAACUCAGCCAGGAGGAUGCUCGUGCACUGGCGCUGAGCUGCUGGAUAUCUCCACUGAUGUUCACCAUGUUAUGGGAUAUGAGAGUAAAAGAUAAGGUAGAUAUGACCUGGUGUUUGCCUGGCAGGACAGAAUGAGUGCACCCGGGACAUGGACGUGUCACUAGGAGACCAGGACAGCCGUGUCUGGUUGAGACACUGAAAUACUGGGAGGGACAUUUGGGUUCCUCUCACAUCUGAAGCCCCUGCUCAAUCAUGAGACUGGCCCUCCUGGCUUUGAGACUGAUGGUUUUGGCGUGGCUGUGGCCUGUCACUCAGCUCAACAGCAGCACUUUUGCAAACAAGAAACGGCACAAAGAGGUCUAUGUUGGGGAGAACACUAAAGCAAAGCAUGGAGGACGGGUGGAUCUUAAGAUGAAAAAGCUGGACAGUACAAAGUCCCUGCUAAUUAAGUCUGAGCAGCUACUAAGGAUUGAAGAUCAUGAUUUUGCCAUGCGUCCAGGCUUUGGAGGUUCUGCUCUUCCAGUUGGAAUCGACGUCCAGGUGGAAAGCAUUGACAGCAUAUCUGAAGUAAACAUGGACUUCACCAUGACCCUCUACUUGAGGCAUUACUGGCAGGAUGAUCGGCUGGCUUUCCCCUCCAGCAGUAACAAAAGUCGAACCUUCGACGCACGUCUCGUCAAGAAAAUUUGGGUUCCAGAUGUGUUCUUUGUCCAUUCAAAACGUUCAUUUAUCCAUGAUACAACUAUGGAGAACAUCAUGCUGAGGGUUUUUCCAGAUGGAAAUAUUCUCUACAGUGUGAGGAUCACUGUGACCGCUCUGUGCUCGAUGGACUUCAGUAGUUUUCCUCUGGACACACAGAACUGCUCUCUGGAGCUGGAGAGCUAUGCUUACAAUGAGAACGACCUAAUGCUCUACUGGAAGAACGGGAACGAUUCAUUAAGGACUGAUGAGAUAGUGCUCUCUCAGUUUUUUAUUGAAGACUUCCAGCCUUCCUUUGGGCUUGCCUUCUACAGCAGCACUGGUUGGUACAAUCGACUCUACAUAAACUUCAUCCUAAGGAGGCACAUUUUCUUCUUCAUGCUUCAGACCUACUUUCCGACCAUGCUGAUGGUGAUGCUGUCAUGGGUGUCUUUCUGGAUAGAUAGGAGAGCCGUACCUGCUCGUGUCUCAUUGGGAAUCACCACUGUUUUGACCAUGUCCACCAUCAUCACUGGUGUCUCUGCCUCUAUGCCACAAGUGUCUUACGUCAAAGCCGUGGACAUCUACUUGUGGGCAAGCUUCCUGUUCGUCUUUUUGUCCGUCAUCGAGUACGCUGCUGUCAACUAUUUCACCACAGUGGAGGAGAUGAAGAAGCUGAAGAACGCUAAGAUCCCCAGUGACUUCGAUACCACCCAAGCCAUGGCCUUUGAUGGGUGUUUCCACGAUAACGACAUUGACCUGGCUUCUUUCCCAGAGGUCUCCAUCACCCCGAAUACAGACAGAAACACUCAGUCUCGAAACUCCACCGUUUCUGCACCCACAGAGGGAACCAGGCUCCGUCGCAGGAACACACUGAAAUACAACCUGAGCUUCAUCAGGAGCAACAGUUACAUGAUUGACUCGUACUCUAGAGUCAUCUUCCCCAUGGCUUAUCUGCUCUUCAACAUCAUUUACUGGAGUUUGUAUGCUUAGUUCAUUUGUUAAAAAGACUUACUAAGUACCAUAAAUGCUGGUCUACCAUUCCGACUUUUUGUUUGCACAGUGUUUAAUGCUGAGCAUUAAUAUCGUUUAUGAUGUCUCAAAUUCAAAGAGCCAAGAUCAGCUGUUGCAGCAAAUUUAUUGCCGACCUUGUGUCCUUCGCAAAGGUGUGUACAAAGACAUUAAAAUACAUCUUUUAUUGCAGAAAAUAACUCAGACUGAAACUUUCAGAAAAACUCUGCUUUUAAUUCAAUUAAAAAUUAAUUGGUUAUUCAGUGGAGAAAUCCGCUGUGUUAUUUCAAGAGUCUUUACAAAUCUUUACCCAGGGUGCCAGGGAAUUUGUCUGCAUCUGUGGCUGCAAUUUUCCAAAUGGUAUAUGUGUCUUCAAAAAGAGUGAUUUGGAAAAAGUCUUAACCAUUUCUAUUUCUUUUUUGUUGUUGUUAUGUUUUAUUUCAGAGAAUAAUUUGGCAUGAGGCAAUUUUCUUUUAUUUUUUCAUGUAAUGUAUAAAGAAGAUGGUUGCCUGCAUGUGCCAAGGCAGGGCAGUUUUGCUCUACAAAAAAAGAAUCUCAUCAUAGUACCGUAAAUAUUUGAUUGACUUUAUUAAAUCGAGACCACAUUUCAAAUUAGACAAGCCACUUCAGUGAAACCUGUACAAAGCAACAUAUCUUUAUCUUUACAAAUAAACCUACACUUUUAAAUACUGUA